CUCUCACACCCGACAUUACAACAACAAGGCAGGCGAGCCGAGCUGGGACGGAGAGAGGCGACGGCACCAGGAGAGUAAACAGGUAGAAGAAGAAAGCUCUGGUGGCGACACCCCGGCUUCAGCUUAUACGAAAUCCGAGAGCUGUCACCACACAAGAAGUGUGUGAAAUAAAUUAUAUUGGAAACCACGAGCAGAUCUACAGAUGAAGCGGAUGUUGUAGAGGGGGAACUCCAUCCCCCAGUUACGGCAGGGACAGAUUUAGGUGUUUUGGUGAAUCCAGAAUGGAGAAGGUUUGAGGAAGUUUUCUCCUCAGGUGAGUCCUGAGUUGUGAUACUAAGCUCUCCAGAGCUCAGGUUCUUCAGAGCCCACCCUGCUAGUAAUAUGAACCAUGGACUCUGGGGCAGUUGAUAGUCCUGUAACCCUGGUCAUUAAGGCCCCCAACCAGAAGUAUGAAGACCAGACCAUUAACUGCUUCCUCAACUGGACCGUGGAGAGGCUGAAGAGUCACAUCUCCAACGUGUACCCCAGCAAGCCGCUGUCCAAAGACCAGCGGCUGGUGUACUCAGGAAGGCUCCUUCAAGACCACCUGCAGCUCAGAGAUGUGCUUAGAAAGCAGGAUGAAUACCACAUGAUGCAUCUAGUGUGUGCCUCGCACAGUCCCCCAGGCUCGCCCAUGCCUCGGAGCCCCUCCAUGGCCAACUCUCCUGCCUCUGACGCCAGCAGUUCAGACAGUGCCGGCUCCACCUCCCCUGCCACCAUGCCAAAUCAGGGCAGUCAGCCAGCCUCUUCCUCCUCCUCCUCCUCCUCCUCACCUUCUGUCCCAGGAAGUUAUGAUGGGCUGAGGUAUCGCGGCGGCUUCCCCCAGUACAACCCUCAGAGCCCCCCCGGUGUCCCUCAGUGGCCAGAUGGAGCCCAGGUCCCUUUACAAGGCGGCCUCCCUGCCAACGUGCCGCCUCACCCCAUGUACAUGCCCAUGCAAAUGCUGUGGUGGCAGCAGAUGUACGCUCGCCAUUACUACAUGCAAUACCAAGCAGCAGUAGCCGCCUCUCAGCCUUCCAGCACCUCCGCUCCCCCACCCCCCUCGUUCACCCCCCAUCAGCCCGCCCAUCAGCCCAAUGAAGCCGUGCAGCCCCCGCUGGGACCUAAUCCGGCCCCCAACCCUUUACCAGAGAACCAGCCAGCCAACCCCAACAUCCAGAUGAAUGCGCAGGGCGGGGCGGUGCUAAACGAUGAUGAGCUGAACCGUGAUUGGCUGGACUGGUUGUACACGGUGUCUCGCGCUGGCGUCCUGCUCAGCAUCGUCUACUUCUACUCCUCCUUUAGUCGCUUCGUCAUGGUGGUUGGCGCGAUGCUUCUCGUCUACCUGCACCAGGCUGGUUGGUUUCCCUUCAGACCGGAGCAACAGAACCUUAGAGCAGGAGAAAGGGCUGGGGCUCCUCAGGAGGAGGCAGAGAGACAUCAGGACAUACAGGAAAUGGAACGUCUGAUGGAUGAAGGGGUGGAGGACGAUGACAGCGGUGAGGAAGGGGGUGGAGGCCCUGAGGACCAGGCCCAGGCUGCUGGUGCUGCUCUCCCUGAGCCAAGCUUCCUCACCACCGCGUGGUCCUUCAUCAGCACCUUCUUCACCUCAUUAAUCCCAGAGGGACGGCCCCACCCGGCCAACUAGGUAGACCCCCUACCUCUCAAAACCCCUCUUCCUCCUGCCAGCAGGUAUAGCUCUACAGUAAAUCCCACCCUUAUCAUUAUGGUCCUAAAUACCCCAUUUACUUCAAAACUGUCUGGUCAAACACCGGUCAAAUACUCUUUUGUUCCAGACCGCCCGGUACAAACCCUGCCACUCGGCUACAAACCUCCUACAUGCUGCCAACAAACGGACGGAUAUUUAAAACAGACCACUCUGCAGUUUAAGAGCAGAUGCUGUGGAGCUCCGUGGGGGUUUAGGGGAAUAAAUGUUUAGAGUUUUUAGAAAAGAAAUAUCACGCUGUGUUAAUGGAGUAAGUGCUUCAGCAGUGAAAGUUUUUUUUUUUUUUUCCUUUCAUUGAUCGUGAAUUCAUUGAGACGUGGUGAUGGCGAGAGAUACUGGAGGGAGCUGUCUUCCAUUUUAAGAAGUGAUAAGGUCAUGUUUUUGAAACUUUUCAAAUGAGGAAUGUGACCCAGAUCACAGGAAAAAAAAAAAGGAAUCUCCCUGAAAUGACAGGGAGAUGUGUGUCCUUAACAAAUGAAAUCCACAUCCCGAAAGACAUUUUCAUGUAUGCUCUCGAUGUGCAUAUAUACAUUGCAGCUACCGAAGCACAUUGUUUUCCCACUUUGUGUAUUUACACAUGUAAUUUACUCAUGUAAGUAUAUGCAUCUUUAAUUCCUGAAUAUAUGCUUUUUUGAAUAAAAAAAUCUUGCUGCA
Molecule: messenger RNA, 2398 nt
Organism: Toxotes jaculatrix (banded archerfish)
Lineage: Eukaryota; Metazoa; Chordata; Actinopteri; Toxotidae
Gene: herpud2
Product: HERPUD family member 2
Exons: 9
Coding region: 389-1666 (425 amino acids)
Biological process (GO): endoplasmic reticulum unfolded protein response
Molecular function (GO): protein binding
Source: RefSeq, a predicted model, not a curated record